Messenger RNA from Eriocheir sinensis (Chinese mitten crab), 751 nucleotides. Its product is annotated as cuticle protein AM1199-like. Gene Ontology annotation, cellular component: chitin-based extracellular matrix. The transcript is spliced from 3 exons. Bases 26 to 469 code for a protein of 147 amino acids. Gene Ontology annotation, molecular function: structural constituent of chitin-based larval cuticle. NCBI's taxonomy places the organism in Eukaryota, Metazoa, Arthropoda, Malacostraca, Decapoda, Varunidae. The record is from RefSeq and is a predicted model, not a curated record.
CCCAGCCGCCCCUCAAGCUGACAACAUGAAGCUCGUGCUCCUCCUCUGCCUGGCCGCCGCCGCCUCUGCCGCCCCCCAGUUCGGCUUCUUCCAAAACACUCGCUUCCCAACCCGCCCGCGAACGGCCAUCACCCCGAGGCCGCUCACCUACCGCCCCAUCGCCAUCCUUCGGGACGAGCGCGAGAACUACGGUGAUGGAAACUUCCGCUACGACUUCGAGACCGAGAACGGCAUCAGAAUGAACGCUGUCGGCACCCCGGGUUCCCGCGGCCAGAGCAACAUCCAGGGCUCCUACAGCUACCCCCUCCCUGAAGGCGGCUUCGCUGAGGUCCGCUAUGUUGCCGACGAGAACGGUUUCCGCGCCGAGUCCCCGCUCAUCCCCACGCCCCACCCGCUCCCCGCCCACGCCAUCGAGCAGAUCCGCUUUGCCGAGGAGCAGCGCCGUAGAGGCUUCACCUUCAACAAAUAGAAUGAGCGGCCACCCACUGAGCAACUGUCACCUGUCCGUCACGCCUGAGCACUCGCCACACCUGGAAAUUUCACGUUUUUUUUUUAAUUACUCUUAUUUUUCAUGAUAGUCCAGCGUGAGUGCGGGCAUGAGUGCUUGAGGCUGACACUUCGAGUUACCAUCGCUUGCUUCUGUUACUCAUUUUCUUUAUCUGUGGGAAAGACAUAACAUUUUAAUUACACGGAGGAACAUGAGAUGGAUUCAUUUGUUCAUGCUUGUAUUACGAUAAAGGUAUGUUCGAUA